AUGAUUGAUAUUGAAAUUUCACAAGCUAUUACACAUAUAUGGAAUAAUAAAUUCGAUCAGGCAGAGUUGUUAUUAAUGCCAAAAGUUUCAACAAAUCCAAGAUAUUGUUUACAUUAUGCGGAAUCAGCUUUUCUUAGAUCGUUUAUCACUGCAAGUUUGGAUGAUACAGAGCUGGCUUUAAGAAGAUUAAAAGACACGAAAGAUUUGGCCGAAUCCUACAUCAAACUGUUGGAAUCCAAUAAAUGUCCACCAGGUUACAAAGAUUUGAAAUCAAAAGAAGAAUUUAAAAAUCAUUUAUUAGAUUGUAAAGUUGUACUUGGAGAUUCAUUAUAUAUGUUGGCAGUUUUACAAAUCACAAGAGAUUCUAAAUUCAAAGGAUGUUUCAAUAUGAGAAAGAGUUGGAAAGUAUUUGAGGAGGCAUUGAAGCAAGUCAAGGAUGGUUUGAAAUACGAUGACCAACUGCUUGAGUGUCUACAUUUUGGUGCGGGUUUCUUUUUCUUUGCCAUGUCAAUCAUUCCACAGAAGUUUUUGAAGAUCGUGGAAUUCGUUGGUUUCAAAGCAGACAGAGAGCUGGGACUACAGUAUAUCCGUGAGUGUAGUAGCUUCAACUCCACCGGUAUUCGUUCGCCUUUUGCCACCAUGGUGUUGUUGUUCAACAAUCUCUUGCUGCCAAGAGGUCUAUACAAUCCAGCCAAGCAGCUGAGAGAAGCAGAGAUCCUCCUGGAGGAAAACGUUCAGCGUUAUCCUGAGGGUUCGCUUUUCCACGUUAUGAUGAGCCAUUGCCACAGAAAACAAUGUAGAAUCGACAAGGGACUUGAAUGUAUGGAACAGGCAAUUGCAAAUUGCAGCAAUUUCCAACGUCCACCUGCUAUCUAUAGUUAUGAACUCGCCAAUUGCUACUAUCUCGCCAAACUCGAGAAGAAAUACGCCGAGAUGGCGUUGGAUACUCUCGUCAAGAUUGCGGCAUCGCGCAACGUCCUCACACCAGUCAAACUUGCAAGCUCCAACGGUAGUGGUGGCCAAUCUCAAAGCAGUAGUUUCCUCAGUCGUACAUUCUCAUUUGGUUCCAGUAAGAAACAACAACAACAACAACAGUCAACCAUCGAUGAAGUAGCUACACCGGAAACUAUCAAUGAUCGCGCUGCAUACUUAAUGCUGCGUGGCGCCAUACUCAAAGGAAUAGAUCGCGUCGAAGAAUCGAUGGUUUGCUUCGAGGAGGUGAUCGGACUACAAGCCCAUCUCACCGAGAAAUUCUACUAUCCCUACUGUCUAUAUGAGAUGUCCGAGAGUCAUUUCCACCUGAAGAACCACGAACUCUCGCUCGACUACCUUAAGCGUUGCAACACCGUCACUGGCUACGACUGGGAAGAUCCACUAAAAGUACGUCUUCGUGUGACAAUGGAUCAAAUCAAGAAAGAUGGUGCCGGUUCCGAUUGGGGUGAAGAAGCUGAAGAAGUGGAAUCAACAACAGAUCAUCAUCAUCAUCAUCAACAACAAUCUCCAGCUAUUCCAAAUUCGACAAUAACUCAAUUGGAUACUUUAUCCAUUAAUUAA
Molecule: messenger RNA, 1554 nt
Organism: Heterostelium album PN500
Lineage: Eukaryota; Evosea; Eumycetozoa; Acytosteliales; Acytosteliaceae
Exons: 3
Coding region: 1-1554 (517 amino acids)
Molecular function (GO): protein binding
Source: RefSeq, a predicted model, not a curated record